Molecule: messenger RNA, 1368 nt
Organism: Paraphaeosphaeria sporulosa
Lineage: Eukaryota; Fungi; Ascomycota; Dothideomycetes; Pleosporales; Didymosphaeriaceae
Exons: 3
Coding region: 1-1368 (455 amino acids)
Source: RefSeq, a predicted model, not a curated record
AUGGCCUCUGAGGACAUGGUGUUCAUCGAAAACGGACCAUCGAUGCAGCUGGUCCCAUCCUCUUCACUCGAAUCUCUAGAUGGAACGAACGCUUCCAGACACAAGGAGUUUCCGCAUACUUACUCACCAGCUCCUCCAACCGUUGCUGCUCCAUCCCUGGGCUGCAACCCAUGCGGGCUUGCUAUUCGAUCUAAGCCUGGGUUCGCUUCUUAUCCGCCUGUACCUGUGAAAUCGCCAGGUCUCCAGCAUUGCUGCCAUGGAAACUGUCAGCAGAAUGAAGUGCUGGCGAAAGUGGAAGACUCGUUCGAGAUGCCUCCAGGUCUUCUCAAUCUCCCGCCACCUCCUGUUUACAAUGGGUCUACAUCGGCGUGGCUGACUCCAGGAGCACGCACAAAGUCUAAAAAGGCUGCUCGGGCACCUCGUUCUCCUUCUCCCACCUGCAAGCCGCCGCCACAAGCAAUUAGUCUGCCUCCUCCACCGCCUGCACCAGUGGUAAUGCCUCCACCUCCGUUUCCACUACCGCCUGUGGCUGGCUCAUUCCCUCCACCGAUGCCGAUGGCUCCUCCUCCGCCAUCCCCUCCAUAUAAGCCUACUAGAUCAAGAGGUCUGCGAUUCUUAGACGACGACUACAGCCAUGUCUCUACCCCAGCAGACCUGAUUCCCAUCCAGUACUCUGGCGAGUCAAACCUCGAUACCGGACGCGUGGUUCGCAUCAUGCCCUUCAACCGCAACGUGCUGACAAUCUUCCACCGCGCCCACAUCACCGACUUCGAAGAGGUGAAAUGGAUACUUCAGCACGGCACCACCGACGUUUGGUACGAGAAGCCCAAGCGUUCGUGGCUCCGUCAGCAGGAAUCAUUCGAGGCCUCCGGAUGCGACACAGACGAGCUAGAGGCUCUAGAGAACGCCAGGCCCGUCAGUCUGGAGACACCGCGGAUCUGGGCCUCUGCUGCGCUCGUCACACCCUCGGAUGAUGACAUCUUCGACUGCACCGCUGGACAUACCCUCGAUGACGCUUUCUCAGGUGCCUGCCCGACCUGCACCGACGAAAAGAGCGAGGCACUGGAUGGAACGCCGCUGGUGUACUAUGUUGUUCUGUCGACAUGUCAAGCGAGUGAGCCUUUCAUACACGGAGCGCACUUCAAUGGCAGACAGAUUCACAAGUUAUUCCGCUGUGGUGGUCGAGAGGCUGCAGUGGCUGAAGCAUUCUAUGCUUCGGGCGUCAAUGGGUGGAGCGUUGCGUUUAGCUGCGUCAUGCGGGCCGACGAUGAGCUCGAGGGAGGAGAAGGGAAGAUCAAGAGGGUUGAUGAGCUGUGGAUGCUGGGCGAAGACGAGGAGGAUGACGACUGCACGAGGGUGUUUUUCUAA